CGCAGUGUUUAUCCUCUGCCUUCAUCUUUCUCUGCGAUUCCGUCUCGUCUGAUUCAAGUCAACUCAUUGUUUGCUUGCACUGGUCGCUGGUCCCGCAUUCCACUCACAACUUGCAAUAUAAAUAUUUAUUAAAAGCAGAACCUCGUAUCAUUAUAAAAUAUGCAGCUCCAGAUUUACUCAAUCAUCUUCAUCGUCUUCAGUCCUUAUUUAAUUAUCCCGCCUUUAUUUCUGCAACUCACCUUGAACAAAAAUAUUGUCUAAAAAUGGUGGAUCUAUAAUCAUGACAUAUGCCAAUAUUAGUUGAUCUUCGAUAUCACCUCUCUCACAAAAAGCGUCAACUUGCAAUAAGGUUUAGAUGCUCAAAUUUUCCCCAUUAAUGACGUUGAGAACUAAUUUUAAACUAUAGACCACGACUUUAAAUCUGAAGUGACACCAGAAUCUGAAACAUUUGCCAUGGAGUAUUGAUUGCGUUCUCCCCAACUGACAGUGGGCCGGUGGGCUCAGGCCUGGCAAGUGGGAAUCACAAGAAAUUGAAAUAGGAGCAACUUGCAGGGACAAAAACGCAGAGUCCCAGUCCAGAAGACAAUAAAAAUUAAAAUUGACUGCUUCAAGCCAUGUGAAGUACAAUGCUUUACUCCCAAUUUUCAGACUCCAACUGGAAUUGCCGUACACCUGUGGGCACUUAGUAUGGCGUGUCCGUAGAUCUGUGUUUGCUCCGCUACGGACUAACUCCCUUCACUCCUUUACAAGAAGAAGCUGUUGAUUUGGUCCCACACAGGGGCCGGGCUUCUUGUUUCCACAGGCGCACUAAUAGCAAUGAAAGCAGAAUUGCACAUGACUAUCAAAUUCUGUCGCAUUCCGAAUCAUAUUUGCAAUCUUUCUGAGAUUUUAAAGCUGACUUCUUUUGAUCUAACUUUUUAUGAAUCGUAUUAAAAUUUCCGAAGUCUACAGCCUAGCGGACAUGGCAGAGCUUCUGGCUGUUUGGUUUCUCAGGGACUGAUCCGAAAUCUAUGCCUCUCAUCUUACCCUUUGAUGAGUCGAACAGAGUUUCGGAGCCUUUGAUGAGUCGAACAGAGUAGCCUUUCAUGUAUAGAGCAGAGUGAGUUUGAUUGAACAUUAGCAAUGGAGUAGAAAUGAAGUAAUAAAGGACUGAUGGUUAAUUAAUGGUUUCUGAUUUUGUAGUGUUCGUCGCCAAAAAAAUUGCAGUGGCAAUCGGUAGAGGUACAUCAGAGAGUAACUGUGAAGGGAGUAAAGAGUGGUGCUGCAUGGGUAGAGGUACACCACACAGGGGGGGUAACAUUGGGGAUUUGCUGGAUAAAGUUUCCCGGUCCUGUUUGUUGCAUCCUACGGGCCGCAAAUUAAGCAGGGGACGGUCUGCAGAGGUUUUGUCUCUUUCUGAGGAUGAAGAAGAAAGCAGCGAUUUGGCUUCACCAGAGAAUGGCCGUAGCCCGAACAGAUCUGUCCAACUGCAGCCAAUGGAGUCGGCCGAUUAUGAAAAGCUUUUACAGAGAAUGCAGGCCAUGGAAGAACUGUUUACGGAUAUUUUCGAAACUACCUACACUCUGAAAACGGCUUACAUUCGCCUGCAGAUGGCGCAUUCGCCAUAUGACCCUGAAAAGCUUCACCACGCCGACAAGGCCGUGGUUUCACAGCUGCAGAAGCUGUCAGAUCUGAAGCAGUCCUACAGAAGAGUUAACGGAUUCAUCUGCACGGUUCCUCCCGGGAAAUUUGCAGACAUGGAAGAUCAGAAAAAAAUCGUUGCGACCUAUGAAAGUGUUGUUACGGAACUGAAAACAGAGGUAAGGGAAAAGGAUGCAGAGAUACAAUUUCUCAAGCAAAAUCUGAAACAAGUGACUAAAAAUAUUGAGAAAUUGGAAAGGCGCUUGAAAAAGUACGGCAUUAAAGAUGAUAACCGCGAGACUCAAGUUCAGAGGCGGAUUUCCAUGGAGUCUCCAACCCCUGAAUUAUUUCAGUCGACAUUUGAGCAAGUCCACGAAGCUACUAACAACUUCACCAAAGUCUUAAUGGCGGAGAUGAAGAAAGCACGCUGGGACGUGAACGCAGCCGCCGCUGCCAUUGCACCGGCCGUCUCAUUCAGAAAGCCAAAUCACAUUAAAUUUGCCUUCAACUCCUAUUUGUGCGAAAAACUGUUCCAAGGGUUUGAGAAUGAAAGCUUUUAUAUCAGCGGCAGCCUUUCUUCUCUCCUUGAGCCAGAAAAGCACAGGCAAGACUGCUUCACACAGUUCAGAGACAUGCUUCCCAUGGAACCCUCAGAGCUUCUCAACAUACUGCCGGACUGCGCCUUUGGCAAAUUCUGCAACAAGAAGUACCUCGGCAUUGUGCAUCCUAAAAUGGAAGAGGCUUUCUUCGGCAAUUUUGAUCACAGAAGCGAUGUGGUGAAUGGAAAGCAUCCGAAUUCGGAUUUUUAUCAGACAUUUAUAAGGCUGGCGAAGGCUGUCUGGAUUCUUCACAAGCUGGCCUUUUCCUUCAAUCCUGUUCCCAGUCAUUUCCAUGUCAAAGCAAAUUCGGUGUUUCAGUCCACUUAUAUGGAGAGCGUGCUUCCGCUGCAUGAUUCCGCACAAGGCGGAGUGCAAUUGGUGGCCUUUGCCAUAACUCCUGGUUUUAAAUUUGUUCCAGAUACAGUCAUCAAGUCAAGAGUUUAUGUUGUGCAUAAGCUAGGAAAUAAUCCUGCAGAGUGAAUUCUUCGCAUUUUUAGUGGUAUCUGUGUAGCAUGACUGAAAUAUAAUCCAAUGCAAAUUUCCUUUCAA
Molecule: messenger RNA, 2768 nt
Organism: Cryptomeria japonica (Japanese cedar)
Lineage: Eukaryota; Viridiplantae; Streptophyta; Pinopsida; Cupressales; Cupressaceae
Product: protein GRAVITROPIC IN THE LIGHT 1
Exons: 2
Coding region: 1164-2699 (511 amino acids)
Biological process (GO): negative gravitropism; response to red or far red light
Source: RefSeq, a predicted model, not a curated record